Messenger RNA from Chaetomium globosum CBS 148.51, 288 nucleotides. RefSeq lists its product as uncharacterized. The coding region runs from base 1 to 288 and encodes 95 amino acids. The transcript has a single exon. NCBI's taxonomy places the organism in Eukaryota, Fungi, Ascomycota, Sordariomycetes, Sordariales, Chaetomiaceae. The record is from RefSeq and is a predicted model, not a curated record.
AUGACACAAGGGGGCGGCUGCCACUGGGUAGUCCGCACUUGCUUACAGCUCAUGUCACGGAUGUGGGCGGAAGGGGAUAGGGAAGUUGAGAACCGAGGACCAACUUCAGGGCAGGAUCUGAUCAAGCCCAUCAAGUAUAUUCGACUCCGACCAGUGUUGCUCGGAAAAUAUGUACAACGAAACCCACAAGCAGAAUCCGACGCCGCACUCCACCGACAGCACAAGGUGCUAAAUGUGUACCCGUGUGCCCGCCGGCCCUGUAUCUACAUCUAUCACAACCCGAGCUGA